AUGGUCACUACCCCGAUCGCCCCAUACAACAAGGACCACGAGGAUCCAAAUGGACCCGGCGACGCUCGACCCACGGCAUUGAAAGUCAUUCGAGACCAAGAGCUCGAUGGUAAACUCCAGGGAAAAGCGUUCUUAGUGACGGGAUGCACGAGUGGAAUUGGGUACGAGACUGCGAGGGCCCUGCAUGUUACUGGUGCAGAUGUUUUCAUCACUGGCCGCGACACGGAAAAAGGGCGUGAAGUUGUGGAGAGAAUAAUGCAUGACGGAAAGCCGGGCAAGGUCGUGUUCGUUGAAAUGCACUUGGACUCGCUGACCAGCGUUCGGGAUGCAGCGUCAAAGUUCCUGCAAAUGAGUGACAGGCUGAAUUGCCUUGUCUGCAACGCCGACGGGUUCGAAAUGCACUUCGGGGCCAACCAUCUGGGUCAUUUUGCUCUCUUCGAGGCUCUCAGAGACACCAUUCUCAACUCAGCAACACCAGAGUAUCCUUCAAGGCUCGUCAUGGUCUCUUCCCGCUCUCAUCUCGCCAGUACCGUAGACCUCAACGACUUGAAUCUUGAGAAGACGACCUACGACGCACACAAUGCAUAUGGCGCCUCGAAAACAGCCAAUAUUUGGAUGGCCAACGAAGUUGAACGACGUUACGGCUCUCAGCACCUACACGCUACCUCUGUUCACCCUGGAGCAGUCGCCUCUGGCCUAAGCCGCCACGUCGGCGAUGAGUUCAUGAGAAAGCUGUUUGGACCUCCUCAAGUCGCGAAGCUGGUGAAGACUGCCGAGCAAGGAGCGGCCACGACGAUAUGGGCUGCUGUUGGCAGGGAAUGGCAACAUCGGGGUGGGAUUUAUCUAGCCGAUGUUCAAGAAGGCGUGCCAGCAGAGACAUGCACAGAAGGCAGGACGGGACCUGGCUAUGCGCCACAAGCUUUCGACAAGGGAAAAGAGAGACGACUGUGGGAGUUGAGUACCGAGUUACUUAGAUCUAAAUAA
This is a messenger RNA of Diaporthe amygdali, 984 nucleotides long. RefSeq lists its product as uncharacterized. The coding region runs from base 1 to 984 and encodes 327 amino acids. Lineage: Eukaryota; Fungi; Ascomycota; Sordariomycetes; Diaporthales; Diaporthaceae. The transcript is spliced from 2 exons. The record is from RefSeq and is a predicted model, not a curated record.